AUGCUUUUGAGACAGUCUUUCUUAGGUCUUCUAGCCCUUGGUGUGGUAGUCGGGGCAUCUUCUAAGACGAGACAACAUGGGCUGUUCAAGCGGGCAGCGAAUGUCACAACCUGCAACAUCAACGAGGCCGCACCCAAGGUCAACGCACCGAAAGUCAACGUCUGGGCUCCCAUCUCCCCUGAUGAUAACCUCGCUGUGUGGAAUCUACUCCACGAUCCGGCAACAGGUCUGAACCUCACAGACCCCAACAAUGCGACGAUUACGGACAACUAUGUCUACUGGAUCGACACUCUCCACACCAAUAAGUCCACUGUCCUACCGUACCUCGGUGGUACCGCUAGCCCGCCGCCAAAAUAUGCGCGAGUGGUCAUCUUCAGCGGAGGCCUGGAGAUCCCAGACUCACAGGAGUACAUGGUCGGACCUCUUCCCGUCGGCAACGGAACCAAGGUGGAGAAGCUCGACUACAUCUUCAACGGCGGCAGUGGUGGCAAGAUCCCGUACAACAGUCGCUAUUUUGACGGCCCCCGCCUGGUAGCCUCCGAGCCGCUACUCGUGUCUAUCAUGAGCAACAUCACCGACAUCACGUCUGAACUCAUUGGCGGAGUUUACUACGGCUUGAGCGAUAAUCGGACUACCCUCACUUCCACCAGCGGUACGCCCCUGUCUUAUGAUGGCACCCAAGCAUUUCGCACGGUUAUGUUUAGAUAUCCCAAUACAGCGACAUAUCUUACGCCACUAGACUUCUCCGUUAUGCUAGACGUUACCGGCACAGAUGCUUCACAGUACAAAUUACGAGGCAUCGUGACGAAUGAGAAGUUCUUUCCCACCGUCGCUGCUUUGCGGACCGCGUGGGAGGCAGGAGAGCUGAAGGAGCAAUUUAAGCAGAGCCGGACUCCCGACUGGGGUCUCCUGGAUUAUAAGCCUGAGAUGGGAGUCAGAGACCUCGAGAACAAGCUAGCGCCUCAAAGCCUCGAGGUUGGCGGCAAGAGGUAUAAGGUUGAUGAGGAACAGAAAUACAUCGAAUACAUGGGGUGGUCCUUCUACACCUCGUACUCGCGAACCCUUGGGCUGAUGUACUAUGACAUCAAGUUCAAGGGUGAAAGGAUCAUCUACGAGCUUUCGCUACAGGAAGCUGCUGCACAAUAUGCUGGUUUCACACCCAAGGCAGCUGGAACAGUGUACCACGAUACGUACUACAGCCUUGGUACCUACCUGGGCACGUUGGUCGAGGGGUAUGAUUGCCCCUUUGGCAGCACUUUCUGGAACGUCACGCACCACGAAGGCAACUCGUCUGUCGUCAGCACAGAUGCGAUUUGCAUUUUCGAAGCCGAUGCUGGCUAUCCUGUCUCACGCCACCGAUACGGUAGUAGUAAUGAGUACGGCUUCAGUUAUCUGGGCACAGUCAAGGCCUCGGCUUUGACUAUGCGAUCGGUAGCGACUGUGGGAAACUACGACUACAUGUUCGACUACUCUUUCCACGUUGACGGUAGUCUCGAGGUCACAGUCCGAGCAUCGGGAUUCCUGCAAUCUUCAUUCUACUACCCAGACCAGGAAGAGUUUGGUCCCAGAAUCCAGGAGGCGACGAUGGGAUCACUACAUGAUCAUAUUCUCACCUACAAGGCCGACUUUGAUAUUCUCGACACCAAAAACAGUCUUGAAGUAAGCGAGCUCGUUCUAGUCAAUACGAGCCAGCCUUGGUAUCCAGAGCUUGGCUCCUUUGAGCAGAUGCAGCUGCAAAAGUCUACAAUGACGGACGAGCAACAGUUCAACUGGCAACCAAACAACGCGGCAAUGUACUGUAUUGUAAAUCCCAACGCCACGAACGCGUGGGGGGAAAAGCGCGGCUACCGCAUAGUCCCCGGAAUGUCCAAUAUUCAUCUCACGCCGCUCAAUUCUCCCUGGACGAAGUACCAGACGCCGUUCGCUAAGUCACACCUCGCGCUCUCGAGACAGCAUGACACCGAGCCGUACGCGAACAGUCACUCCAACGUUAACUUGCCUCUGAAGCCCCAACAAGACUUCAUGAAAUUUUUUGAUGGCGAGAGUGUCGAAAAUGAAGAUAUCGUUCUUUGGUUCAAUUUGGGUAUGCAUCACUUCACCAGGUCCGAGGAUAUCCCCGUUACACUUUAUAGCGAGGCUGUGAGCAGCAUUGUCUUUGCGCCGCAGAACUUCAACGAUCGGGCGCAGGACGGCGAUCUGCAGAACAGGAGAUGGAUCGUCGUUAACGAGACGACUGGUGAACUUGAGUCUGAUAAUUAUGGGGUUGAACUGCCUUCCGAGUGCGAAGUUGGCUUUUCUGAGCCUGUUCUCGGGAUCAAGAAAAACGAAGAAGCUUGA
Colletotrichum paranaense is the source of this 2337-nucleotide messenger RNA. RefSeq names its product copper amine oxidase. Gene Ontology annotation, biological process: amine metabolic process. NCBI's taxonomy places the organism in Eukaryota, Fungi, Ascomycota, Sordariomycetes, Glomerellales, Glomerellaceae. Gene Ontology annotation, molecular function: copper ion binding; quinone binding; primary methylamine oxidase activity. Gene Ontology annotation, cellular component: plasma membrane. The transcript has a single exon. The record is from RefSeq and is a predicted model, not a curated record. Bases 1 to 2337 code for a protein of 778 amino acids.